Molecule: messenger RNA, 2220 nt
Organism: Poecile atricapillus (Black-capped chickadee)
Lineage: Eukaryota; Metazoa; Chordata; Aves; Passeriformes; Paridae
Gene: BMP7
Product: bone morphogenetic protein 7
Exons: 7
Coding region: 376-1767 (463 amino acids)
Biological process (GO): SMAD protein signal transduction
Cellular component (GO): extracellular region
Molecular function (GO): cytokine activity; growth factor activity
Source: RefSeq, a predicted model, not a curated record
AUCCUGAAAAGCAACCUGAGCAGACGUCCCUCCUCGAGGCAGUUCCAGGGAUUUUCUCUCCCGAGCGCUUUGGAGCGGGCGAGCGAGAGAGAGCGCUUGGGUUUUGCUGCCUGCUCCUCCCACCAGAGACACCCUCCCGCCGCUCCCCGCCGGGCCGCGCCGCUCACACGGCUCCUCCGCGCCGUGCGGGACGCGGGCACAGCGCUCCGCUCCCGCUGCCGGGGGAAGCGCCUCGGGCCGCCGCCGCCGCCGCCGCCCCGUCCAUGGGCCGGUGCCGCUGAUCAGCCCCGGCCGCCGCCUCGGGCCAUGAGCGGGCUGCGGCGCCUCCGCGGGGGCUGAGCGGGGGCCGCUCCGUCCGUCCCCCCCUCCCCGCGCAUGCCGGUGGCGGGGCGCGUCCCGCGGCGGGGCAGCCCCGCGCCCCCCGCGCCGCCCCGCAGCCGCCGCCGCCGCGCCGCGAUGCCGGUGGCGGGGCGAGGGCAGCCCGCCUCCUGGCUGCUGGUGCUGGGCGCCGCCGCGCCCGCCCUCUGGCUGCGCUGCGUGCUCGCCGACUUCACGGUGGACAACGAGGUGCACUCCAGCUUCAUCCACCGGCGGCUGCGCGGCCCCGAGCGCCGCGAGAUGCAGCGGGAGAUCCUCUCCAUCCUCGGCCUGCCGCACCGCCCGCGGCCGCACCUCCACGGCAAGCACAACUCGGCCCCCAUGUUCAUGCUGGACCUCUACAAUGCCAUGUCCGUGGAGGAGGGGGCGGCGGGGGCCGCCGCCGAGGACGGCGAGGGCUUCUCUUACCCCUACAAGCCCAUCUUCAGCACCCAGGGGCCGCCUCUGGCCAGCCUGCAGGACAGCAACUUCCUCACCGAGGCUGACAUGGUCAUGAGCUUCGUCAACUUGGUGGAGCAUGACAGAGAGUUCCACCAUCAGCGCUGCCACUACCGAGAGUUCAGGUUUGAUCUCUCCCGAAUCCCGGAGGGGGAGGCGGUGACGGCGGCCGAGUUCAGGAUUUACAAGGAUUACAUCCGCGAGCGCUUCGACAACGAAACCUUCCAGAUCAGCGUCUACCAGGUGCUGCAGGAGCACCCAGGAAGGGACUCAGACUUGUUCCUGCUGGACUCCAGGACGAUCUGGGCUGCAGAGGAAGGGUGGCUGGUGUUCGACAUCACCGCGACCAGUAACCACUGGGUGGUGAAUCCCCAGCACAACCUUGGCCUGCAGCUCUCUGUGGAAGGCACUGAUGGACAAAGCAUCAACCCCAAGCUGGCAGGGCUCAUCGGGCGGCACGGCCCGCAGAACAAGCAGCCCUUCACCGUCGCCUUCUUCAAAGCCACCGAGGUCCACCUGCGCAGCAUCCGCUCCACGGGGGGCAAGCAGAGGAGCCAGAACCGAUCCAAAACACCAAAGAACCAGGAGGCUUUCCGGGUGUCCAACGUUGCAGAGAACAGCAGCAGUGACCAGCGACAGGCCUGCAAGAAACACGAGCUCUACGUCAGCUUCAGGGACCUGGGGUGGCAGGACUGGAUCAUCGCUCCGGAGGGCUACGCUGCCUAUUACUGUGAAGGAGAAUGUGCUUUCCCCUUGAAUUCCUACAUGAAUGCUACAAAUCAUGCCAUUGUACAGACACUGGUUCACUUUAUAAACCCAGAGACUGUGCCGAAACCCUGCUGUGCUCCUACACAACUCAAUGCCAUCUCAGUGCUCUACUUUGAUGACAGCUCCAAUGUCAUCCUAAAAAAAUACAGGAACAUGGUGGUACGAGCAUGUGGCUGCCACUAGAUUUGUAGGAAAGAGAAAGAAGAAAGAAGUUAUUUGUAAAGAGUGGGUUCGUGUGGCUUCUGUGGGGGAGGGGGAAAGGUUGGUGCUCCAGCCAUGGGUUUAAAAAAGUCCCAAACCAUUUUAGGACCAGACCUCUGAAAGUUCAGACAAUGGAAGAGUUUCUGGAUCUUAAGAGGCAUUUGAACACAUUUUGUUUGAGUUUAUUACAGACAAUGAGCUUGUAAACUGAAACAAGCCAGAGAAACUGUUUAAAACCAAAUCUGCUUACAAAAUUGGCUCCUACAGUACAUACUUUUGCAAAUGAGUCUUUCUGGAGAUUGCAAACUCACCAGUGUUGAUUGUGAGUAAAACAGUAAUAAUCUAUCCAAGGUGAGACUUGUGCUGUGACUAAUAAGUGUGUGUAGUUCCUGUAACACGGUUUGCAAUAAAAUAAGUGAACAAAAUAUACCUGGA